CGCUGUGCUGAACGCAGCCCGGGCACUUCCGGCUCCUCACGGCUGCACGGACAACCUUGGAUCAGCGCAUGUGAACUCACACCUCAGUAAACUCAGUUAUUAUUCUCUAAAACAUUCUGGAUAAUAAUGUGGUCGCGGCCUCUGACGGGAGUUUAGCCGGGGAUGUUUCCAUCAUCUCGCCUGUUUUUGCUCCAGUAAGUCAAACUCGGUGAAGCCUGAGUCUCAGCAGUAUCAUGUCCUUGCUGAGGAUGGUGCGUCUCCCCCCGGUGAAGCCGCAGCAGCUCCUGCUCCCCUCCGCCCCUCCGGUCUGUGCUGCCAGGCGGACCGUGAUCCAGGGUGAAUACAGGCGGCCCGGACAGCCCAAAGAUGACACCCCUGCAUGGAUGAAGAUCAAGUUUGACUUCUCUAAAGGCGUGGAGGGGAUCAAAAAGCACUUCAUGCUGCUGAGGAGGGAGUUUUUGGACCGCUGGGUGGGUCCAGAGGGCAAGCCCAUCAUCGAGCACAUGCUGGAGCAGAACCGGCUGAUCUGGGAGUUCAGAGGCCCGGAGAGCCUGGAGGAGUGGACCGUGUCCUCUGACCGAGAGAUCGGGGGUCAGAGUGAAGUUUACCUGAAGCUCGGUAGAAACAGUAACACCUGCUUUCUGUAUGGGACUCUCUGCUCCACUCCUCCAAAGGAUGGAGAGACGCGAUACAGCGGCUACUGCUCCAUGCGCUCAAAGCAGCAGCUGGCUUCGUUUGACAGGAAGAAGCACUUUGACUGGUCCAGCUUCAACACACUGCAUCUCCGUAUCCGUGGUGACGGCCGCCCGUGGAUGAUCAACAUCGCAGCAGAGACGUACUUCUCCCACCAGAAGGACGAUGUUUACAGCUACUUCUUGUAUACCAGGGGAGGACCGUACUGGCAGGAGGUCAAGAUUCCCUUCUCCAAGUUCUUCCUGACACAUCGUGGAAGAAUACAAGAUAAUCAACAUCCUCUCUGGCUGGACAAGGUCAACACCAUUGGCUUCACGUUGGGAGAUAAAGCAGAUGGUCCGUUUCAGCUGGAGAUUGAUUACGUCGGCGUCUGUAAAGAUUAUGCGCACACUGAAGACUUCGCCUAUGAGGUGUACAAAAGGAACCCUGAGGUCUGAGAGCAGUGCACUACAGCAGCACGUCAAGAACUGUUUUCAGAUCGACAAGCUGCUGUUAUACUGGGACCGUUGAGGAAGCUAACGAGAGCCAUGGCAUCCUCAGAGGGACAAGAUACAUGUUCAAGAUGCGAACCACCACUUCUGUCACUCUUGGUCAUGCAUCAGUAAUGAAGAGAUGCUUUAUAAAUAUUUUUUUGUGUACUCUGAUGCUUCAAGGGGAAUUAAAACAUUUUUGCUCUGUACACUGAAGUGACACAAAGAGGUGAGCUGCAUGGAAGGAAAAAAAAAAAAAUCAAACAAGAAACUGGACAGAUUUACAUUGCUGUUAGAUGAUUCUUUACUCCAGAGUGACUUUCAGUAAAAAAAG
Messenger RNA from Myripristis murdjan (pinecone soldierfish), 1497 nucleotides. It is a transcript of the gene ndufaf1, whose product is annotated as NADH:ubiquinone oxidoreductase complex assembly factor 1. Gene Ontology annotation, cellular component: mitochondrion. The record is from RefSeq and is a predicted model, not a curated record. The coding region runs from base 234 to 1130 and encodes 298 amino acids. The transcript has 5 exons. NCBI's taxonomy places the organism in Eukaryota, Metazoa, Chordata, Actinopteri, Holocentriformes, Holocentridae. Gene Ontology annotation, biological process: mitochondrial respiratory chain complex I assembly; mitochondrial electron transport, NADH to ubiquinone.